UCUUUUUGGAAAAUCAAACGACAAAGCUUGUAUCAGCUUCAAAACAAUAGUGACGUUUACAAAAUCUUGUUGGUGGCUUUAAUUUUGCGAUUAUUUUGCCACGCACCAUGGGAGAUGCUCAAACUCCUGAUGUUGAAUCACCAAAACCCGGUCCAGGGGAUGAAUCCCAACCAGAGGAGGACCGGCGGCUCUUUGGAGGCUUAGAAUUUCAAGUUUCUGAAGUUGUCGGAAGAUUAGAAGCUGUAGUCAAUUCUCAGGAAUCCCAAGAAAGCAUGGAAGAGGAAGAAAAAAAGCCAGAACCCCGCAAAAUCAGCGGCAAUUACUUUGAACCAGAAGAAAUGGCAAUGGAUGAAAUUUUGAAGGUUUUGGAAGAUCUCGUAUUGAAGACUGAUCCAAGUUGUGAUAAUACCGAGCCUCCACUACUUCCGACUGAUCCUGUUACGCGUGCUGCUAUAUUGUCCCACAGUAUUUCGGCUCUUUUUAGUAGACUCGAAAGAAAUCAUGCGGCAAGGCUUGGAGCUCAUAUAGCUAGUGAAACUACGCUUUGGAUGUCGCAUAUGUUUAAACUCACAGACUAUAGUGCAUACUACCAUCAAGAACAAAUGGAAGGUUUAGUAAGAGUAACAAGAAUGUUGCUACAUCACAGAUACCCACGUUACUUAGAGGAUGGGGCACUAGCAUUUGCAAGCCGUCUCCCAAGUAUAUACAGCUGUGUUGCAAGUCCAUUGGGGGUUGUCCAACAUUUGUGCAGACAGCUUGGCCUUCCACUUGCCUGUGUAAGACCUGUGCCUGUUGAUUCUACUGGCCGUGGAAUCGACAUAGAAGCACUGGACAGACUUUGUGAAGAGGAUAUUAAUGGUAACCGAACCCCACUUCUAGUAUUAGGUGAGGUGGGUGGACCUCCAUUGGGCACAGGGUCGGCACUUCGACCCCUGGCUGAAACCUGUAAGAAACGGAACCUUCACCUUCAUGUCAGAGGACACGCAUUGGCUUUACCCGCUGCUUUGAAUAGAGAUCAGACCUACAAUAUAGCCGAUUCUCUCACACUUACGCCCGGUUCUUGGUUCGGCGUUCCCGGAUUACCCACUGUCACAUUUUAUCGAAUACCAGAACCUAUAACGGCUAAUGAUCAAUUGAAGGGAGUGAAUGCGGCGGGUAGUCGCGAAGGGACAUUAGCGGUUCUAUCUGGCCUUUGUAGUGGGUCUGGGCGUCUCAGCGCACUUCCAUUAUGGACCUGCGCACGCGCAGCUGGCGCUAAACGGCUAUCAAGGAGACUCGAUGCGGCUUUCAGAUCUGCGAGAGCAGCACGCGCGCUGGUUGCAAGUGCUGAUUUAAGGGUUUUGAGCGAACGACCGGGCGGCGAUGAACCACCAAAUCUUGAUAUUGUUGAUGCGUUGAGCCAAGCAUCAGCCUGUGUGGCAUUUCAGUUCGCGCCUCCCGGAGUAGAAAAACCGCCACCGUACUUCGACAAACUAAACUCCUGGCUGGGACAGGUGUUGCAGAGGGAAUCGGAUAUGAUUCACAUAGAAGUAUGCGAAACAGAAAGUUAUGGUGUGGUCCUGAGGUAUUGUCCCCUCGAAGGGUCUCUUCUAGAAGAGGAUUCAGUAGAAGCAUGGGCCUCCGUUCUAGAAGCUCAGCUGAAUGUCUUACACGCAACUGUGGCUUUGAGGGAACCGUUUCAGGAGAGAGUGGCUCAACAUCCGGCGUUACGACUUAUCCAUGUACCGGGAUGGGCUGGCCUUGGUGGUGUCAGAUACGUUCCAGCGGGCUGGGAAGACGCACGCUCAGAAGACAUAAACUCGUUAAAUAGAAAGUUAGUUCACACGUUGCGGGCAACAGAUGGCGCUUUUUCGUGCGGCGAAGGCGAGGAUGGUAUGUUUUGUGUUAGAUUCGGCAUGGUAACGGCAGAAACCGAUGUUGAAGAGUUGUUAGACUUGGUGCUUUCGGCCGGUAAAGAGGUUGAGGAGAGUUCAAAGGUGCUUACAGAUAUGACUGAAGUAUUAAAAAAAGGUAUAGAAGCUGCUCAAGAGGAGUUAGAGCGGGAAGCCUCCCAAGAGGGGUUAUUACGUCGGGUUCCAGUUGUAGGAAGAGUGGUCUCGUGGUGGGCCCCCCCUCCCCCUGUUACCGGAAGACGGCUUCUCCUCACACACGGCGGCACACUGCAAUCUACUAGUGAUGUAUAUAGCUGCGUAAAGAAAGAUAAAGAUGAGGAACCUGCGCGUGCGCAUUCGCCAUCGCGCCGCGAAACGGUCGAGUAACAUCACACACGCCAAAGGCAAUUUACAUGUAGUAUUAUAAGGCACGUAACUUGGCCAGAUUCUGCAAUUAAUAGAUAACCAUAAACAACGACACUGGCCAACUUAUUUGUUGCACACUAUACCAUACAUACAGUCGACUUCACACAUUGUCACACCAAAAAUUGCUAUACUGUGAUAUCAAUAAUUUUUUUAAUUGGCUGUGCCGUUAUUUUUCGUAUUUGGUCUUUACUCUGUAGUAAAUAAGAUUUACACUGUAUAUGAGCUACGCACACAUAUGAAAUUUAAACGCUUGUACAUUUGAAUUUAGAAUAUAGUCUAUUCUAAAUUUGAAUUGUUUAAUCAUAAACGUACUAUUAUUUACCUUAACAAUACCAGAUAAAACCUUCAAAGCGUAUGUGUUAUAAGUGUGUUUUGUCUCGUUCCUGCAAAUUAUAUUAAUACUGAGAUGGAAAGAGACAGAAAAUUCUUUAUAACUUGAAUGGCUAUUUAGUACGUUUAUACGGUCUUAUAGUAUUUAUUGAUUUAAAAGCAUUUUUGUUUAUAUCCAGCCGACUGUAUACAAAUAGUUUUAAUUAAGCUAAUGUAACAUACCAUAAUAUUUAUUAUAAAUCCAAAGUUUGAUAAGUUCUUCUUAAGUCGAAGUUGAGGGUAAAAAUUUAAGUUGACACUUAGUAAAGUAUAACCCCGAUUUUGACAAACGGGAGUCUAUUUAUUGUCUUAUAUUUUUGGUACAAACCAAAGGUAAUUUUAAAUUGUCAAUUUGAGUCUCUGGGCCGUUGUCUAGAUCGUGAAUCAAAGUUAAAUCUAGUUUCAAAAGCUGUCAUUUUUUUCUGUACGAAGUGAAGAUUGUGACUUGAGAUACGAUUUAAAAUAUGGACGUAUAUAUUAGAGCUAAUAAAUCCUUUUGAUCCCUGAACUCAAUUUCGUUGUUCAUUUCGCUUUAUCAAAAUAUCAUCAACGUGCAUCAAUGAAUUGAAUA
Messenger RNA from Pieris napi, 3237 nucleotides. RefSeq names its product pyridoxal-dependent decarboxylase domain-containing protein 1. The record is from RefSeq and is a predicted model, not a curated record. Gene Ontology annotation, cellular component: intracellular membrane-bounded organelle. Bases 108 to 2258 code for a protein of 716 amino acids. Lineage: Eukaryota; Metazoa; Arthropoda; Insecta; Lepidoptera; Pieridae. The transcript is spliced from 15 exons.